UCUCAAAUCACUAUCGGUAAUCAUCGCUGUCGAUGAAUCAGAUUCAGUGUUUUUUAUUUUCGCAAAGAUGCUGAAAUACUGGUGGAUGACGAGCAACGAAACCGGACGCAACAGCAGCGGCGACGUAGUAACCGAGAAGAUGCUGCAGGAUCCGGGAUCAGUGAUCCUCUUCGUUGACUAUCCACGGUGGUUGCUGUGCUUCGCCGCCGCCUGCUGCAUCCUCUUCAUGCUGAUCGGCAUUCCGGGAAAUCUCAUUACGGUGAUCGCAUUAUUUCGCACUAAAAAGCUUAAAAACGCUACCGCGGUCUUCAUUAUGAAUCUCUCGGUAUCAGACUUGAUGUUUUGCUGUUUCAAUCUACCACUCGCAACUUCAACGUUCUGGCAUAGGUCGUGGCUGCACGGACCACUUCUGUGUCGGCUGUUUCCGCUCUUGAGGUACGGCCUCGUUGCAGUCAGCCUCUUCAGCGUUCUCGCGAUCACAAUCAAUCGCUAUGUCAUGAUCGGUCAUCCCGGUCUUUAUCCUACGUUGUAUAAAACGAAGUUCCUAGUACCGAUGAUUUUGGCAAUAUGGAUUAUUGCUUUUGGCUUGCUGAUCGUCACGUGGUUCGAACGAUUCGGACGUUUUGGAUUGGAUCCUGCUAUUGGAUCCUGUACGAUUCUACCGGACAUAAACGGACGGAGUCCAAAAGAGUUCCUUUUCGUUCUCGCAUUUUUAAUACCCUGCCUCGCUAUUAUCGUUUGCUAUGCUAGGAUUUUCUACAUUGUUCGCGAAACUGCUUCGAAGAGCAGAGGCAGAGUGAAGAUUUUCAACGUAGAACCGACGGAAACUAGCCAUGACCAAUCAUCUGCUACGAAAAACCAUGAGCAAGAGCUCUCUGUCCUCUAUGUUCCUUUCUCAUCGAUGCAAGCGGUUCUUUUUAACCCAAACGAAGGAAAGAAUCUCGAACUACCAUCCACAUCCGCCAAUGAAGACUCAUCAUCGUCUAAACAGCUGAUCCACGAACAAAAAACGAAUGAUCAAAUCACAAAUAUUGCGCAGUCCAACGGUUCUGAAACCAGCCUAUCGGAGAAUGUACCAUUCAUGGAUGAACGUGCAAUCGAAAAAUCGGACUUCACAGAAACGAGACUGUUUUUUAAUCGGAACCAGUGCGAGCUGCAACAGAAAUCGACGGGAAACCCUUACGGUCGGCUGGGGAGGUUGACUGGUCGAGCAUCAUUCAUGGUGGAAUCUUCGCUGCAAAAGAUCGCCGGUGGCGAACGCUUAGACCAAUUAGAUUCGAGACCUCUCGAAAUUAGCGAGUCCUGUGCAAAAAAGGGAUUUCGUAGACAGUCGAAGUUUAUGACUGUUGGCAGAAUGUGUAACGAGUACGCUACACCCAGGAUGUCCGUCAAAGAUCGGAAGCUGUUGCAGAUGAUCCUCGUGAUAUUCGUGUCAUUUCUAGUAUGCUACCUGCCAAUUACCGUCACGAAGCUUCUCCAGGACGCGGUCUUCCAGGACUGGUGGGGCCUCAACAUCGCCGGCUACAUACUCAUCUAUCUCACGACCUGUAUCAAUCCUGUUAUCUACGUUGUGAUGAGUUCCGAGUACAGGAGUGCGUAUAGACAGGUGUUGCUAUGUAAAAGAUGA
Messenger RNA from Cyphomyrmex costatus, 1627 nucleotides. Its product is annotated as G-protein coupled receptor moody. The record is from RefSeq and is a predicted model, not a curated record. Gene Ontology annotation, molecular function: G protein-coupled receptor activity. The transcript has 5 exons. Bases 68 to 1627 code for a protein of 519 amino acids. NCBI's taxonomy places the organism in Eukaryota, Metazoa, Arthropoda, Insecta, Hymenoptera, Formicidae. Gene Ontology annotation, cellular component: membrane. Gene Ontology annotation, biological process: G protein-coupled receptor signaling pathway.